Molecule: messenger RNA, 1416 nt
Organism: Camellia sinensis
Lineage: Eukaryota; Viridiplantae; Streptophyta; Magnoliopsida; Ericales; Theaceae
Source: RefSeq, a predicted model, not a curated record
AUGGCUUCGACUCAACAAAAGUUGAAUACGGCUGCUGAAGCAGAAGACAUCAAUGGCUUGUACAAGUGCAUAGGAGAAGACCCACAUAUUUUGGAUCAUAUAGAUAACAUUCCUUUUGUUGAUACUCCUUUACACACAGCCGCCUCAGCUGGACGUACCAAUUUCGCCUUAGAAAUGAUGAACUUAAAGCCAUCGUUUGGCAGGAAGCUGAGCCCGGAUGGGCUAAGUCCCUUGCACUUGGCUUUGCAAAAUCGACACUUUGAGACUGUAAGACAGCUCAUAAGUUUUGACAAGGAGCUCAUACGCGUCAAAGGAAGGGAGAGCAUCACUCCUUUGCACUAUGUAGCCCAAGAAAAUGAGAGGCAACUUUUGGCUGAAUUUCUAUGUGAUUGUCCGGCAGUAAUAGAGGACCGAACAUUUUGCGGUGAGACUGCAUUGCAUAUUGCUGUGAAAAGAUUGAAUUCAGCAGCCUCUCAAAUUGUGAAGUUAAUACUUGAUCAAAACUACAAUAACAGAAAUGCAGAGAAUUUCAAGGGCUUCACGUCUCUAGAUCUCGCAAGACGAUUUGAUAGUGAAGAAAUUCAUGAUAUUUUCCUCAGCACAAAAGUUUCUUGUGGUUCAUCAUUUGCUAAGGAUAUCUAUAGUCUAACUGAUUUUUUAGAGUCAGGUGAUGGUUUUUUUGAAGUUAUACGUGGAUGGAUUUUUAGAGUGCGAAGUGGUAUGCCAUUGGAGAUUCCAUUUCUCAGUUUGGUACUACUAUUAGUGGGUGUUUUGGAAGUAAUAUAUGGAUGGAUUGUUAGAGCUCAACAAGGGCUACAAUUCGUAGUUUCCAAAUGCCCACUCCUACUAUAUGUACCAUUAGUAAGCAUUGUGUUCGUAGUUAUAAUUAUGGGUGAUUUUAUUCGUGACCCCACCAUCACGUCCUCAACGGCCACUUUCCAAACAAGUCUUAGCCCUCCAAGCGGAGUUGUUGAUAUUGAUAACAAUCAUAAUCUUCCCAUUAAUAACGCCACCACAAUGUCCACAACAACGGGCACUUUCCAAACUGGACUUAACCCUCCAGGUCCUGGCAGAGUCGUUGAUCACAGUCAUAAUCCUCCUACUUCCAACAUAACCGCUGCUUACCCUAUGCUCUUAAUUGCCAUGAUUAUAAUUGCCGUAUCAAGUCCUUGGGGUCCUGUGUUCGGGGUUUUCAUAAUCUGUCUGAUGAUCAGCUGCAGGUUUUUAUUUGCCUACAUAUCACCAUCAUUGUCACCCAGUAGCAUUUUUGGCUAUCUACCCUUUUGUGCACUUUUGGCUUGUGCCGGUAGUUUCCUUUUCAGUUGCUUCUGGAAUGAUACCAUAUACUGUUUCCUGUCAGACCCUAAGAAUAAACACUUUCAGAUGCUGCAACGCUUGUUUGAUGAAUUAAAUUAA